Messenger RNA from Microdochium trichocladiopsis, 4089 nucleotides. RefSeq lists its product as uncharacterized. The record is from RefSeq and is a predicted model, not a curated record. Bases 215 to 3859 code for a protein of 1214 amino acids. The transcript has a single exon. Gene Ontology annotation, molecular function: NAD+ poly-ADP-ribosyltransferase activity. NCBI's taxonomy places the organism in Eukaryota, Fungi, Ascomycota, Sordariomycetes, Xylariales, Microdochiaceae.
CAAAGUUGCUCUGACUUGACCACCCACAAGAGAGCUGUGCGGGCAAGAAUAGCAAAACCCUCUGCAGCCGUGUAACGAUAAGUCAUCAGAGCUCGAGGCUCCUGCCUUAAGCAAACCCGUCAACCACGCUUUCCCGGCAAACGACAAGUUCUUUUGUCGUCAUAUCAGCACAUAUCUACGACCGCCCUGUUUCAAUAGCGGGACAGCUGCCGCAAUGCCUCCAGCAGCGAAGCGGGACCGCUUUCUCGAGGAUGCACGUGGAAGGAUAGCUCGCGGACAGCUCCCCGGAGUGCAGAGCAUCGAAUGGACUGGCGAUGGCUUCUCGUUCAUGUUCGCCCAUAUCUGUCUUCGUCCCCAAGACCACGUCGAGAUACGCGUACUCUGUGAGGAUGGGACGUAUCUCGCCUACACUGACAGCGAAGUGCCUGCAACAAUCGCAAGCACGCUCGAGCACACCUCGGAGCGAGUGAGCGGCAUGACACUCGAGGCCAUGCUGGCGGAAUUGACGGACCAACUGCGCCUCACUGCCGAGGGUAGAGGGAUAAAUGAUGACAUUGCUUUGACAGACGUGGACGACUGGACUCCUGACGACGACGCUGCAAGCGAAGCUGCUAGCGACGAGCCAGACUUCGAGUACGGAGAUGACAUAGACGACGAUGCCUUUUUUGGAACUCCUGUUUACAGCUCACGCCAGACGACUACGGAGUUGAGCACUGUCAUUUCAUCUGCGAGCCCGGAGCGAAUUCGACGUGAUCUUGAGAUGCUCAAACUUGGGGGGUUUCGGGUCGGGAUCGUGCGUGGCUUCACGCAGUCCGUUGACGAUAGCAUUGUGUCGGCUGCCGUUCGUGUUGACAAACUUCACCUUCCAGACGACACCCUAGAGGCGUGGGGCCUUGGUCACGAAGAUUUCAUUGUCGUUCUCAUCCGAUAUAUAGGAAGCAACUAUACAACCUUUGAGGAAGCCCUAGAGCUACCUGACAAUGCCCGCCGGCUUCAGUUCCGGCUCCGCAAAUGCUCGACGCACAAACCCUCCCCCCAACAAGCCCUCUCGGCAUUUGCGAAACUCAACCACGACAAGGAUCUCGACACCGAAGGUGACGAGCCAAAUGACUAUUCAAAGACUGCGCACCUGUCACAGCUCUGUGUCGGAGAAUCAAUUGACAUGUUUAUGGAUAAAGACUUCCUCGGCAUAUUCAAGCGUUGGGCACGGCAUUACAGUUCCAAGACUGAUGGCUGGGCUCUGGCCAUGGUAGGAGUUUCAUCCACGGUUGAUGGAUUACCACGAACAGCCUCGGCUGCGCUCCUCCAUGCGCAAGAGAAUGAAGACGAUCUUGGAGCUCGGGCAAAUCUACCCAUGUUUUUACAGAACGAACACCUCGAUUCCGACGAAGAAAAAUCACUGGCUUUGGUAGCGGUACAGUUUGCGAUGCGGCAUUUUGUCAAUUGCACAAAGUACUGCUUGAUCUGCCAAAGAAGACUCGAUACUGACUUUGAGUCGUUGAAGCCUUAUGUGUGCGGGAAGCCCUUGUGCCUUUACCAGUACAUGACGCUUGGGUUUGCACCCAACGUUGAACAUGAGAUUCUGAAUCAGCCAUACGUGGUCGACUUGCUCGUCAGCUUCUGUCAUUUGAGCUUGUUAGAAGACGGCAUGGGCAAAAUCGGCAUGCGCCAGUAUCCAGUAGGCUUGGGUUUGAGAGUUCCCCGAAUCCGAAAACGACGGGGCCCAACCACUUCAGGUGUCAACACAUCCUACUCAGCACCACAGCAGCCAGCCGCCUUAACAGUGACGGAAUCGGGGCUCGAGGACUCAAUCCGAAACACACUGGCUGGGGACAUCAUCAAUCCGCAGGAGGCCGUUUUGCAUUGGUCGUCGUCGACUCUGGUCGUCCCUGACUGGACGGAUGCCACCAAGUACAAGCGUGGCCAGAUCAUUGGUGUGGUUGUGGAAGUCCCACUGAGCUCUCAAGUGCUUUUAUACCACGCUCGAGUGGAGUGGAUUAACAUGAACAUCAUCUCAGUACAGAUGAUGACCCGGCACACGCUUCCUGCUGAAGCACCCUCUGCUGAGGCGUUGGCCUCUGUUGAGUCUGACAGCGCUGGGCUACAGGCGCUUAUUGUCCUCUGUGAUGACAACAUCGACGAGUUGGAACCGAUCGAUCAACGUCAUUCUAUGCUUCUUCUCCUUGCUACCCUUCCUUCAGUGGCGGAAAUGAGACAAUUUCUGCUAAGCAGUCCAGACGGUCAGCUUUCAGCCUGGUCUAGAAUGGUGCCAUCUGCCCUUUCUCUGUUGAGGUGGAUCAUCGCCUCCAACCGCUCUUGCAUCAUGCAAAUUGGCAACCUGGAUUUGCGCCUGACCGGACAAGGACCUAAACAAGAAACCUCAGACGAUCCACGACAAGUUCUCGGCCUUGACGGCUGGCUGCAAUUUCGCUUUGCACAGGGAUCGCCAGAGCAUGAACUUCGCUUCCAACAUGCGCUGAGGGAUGUCAAGAAGCCACAAAGGAGCCUCGUUGCCUGGCACGGCAGCCCUCUUAAGAACUGGCACAGCAUCAUUCGCGAAGGAUUAGACUUCCAAGAAGUUGCGCAUGGGAGAGCUUACGGAAAUGGCGUGUACUUCGCCAGGGAUCUGCAGACCAGCCUAGGCUAUAGCUCAAUGCGGUCCAGUACAGCUUCGCAUGAGGAACGUGGCUGGUUCAAGUCAUUGCUGAAUAUCAAGCAGGCCGUCUCACUUGUCGAACUUGUCAACAAUCCCGAGCGGUUUCAGUCUACACAGCCCUACUUUGUAGUCCAGAACUGUGAUUGGAUCCAGUGCCGCUAUCUCUUUAUCCUGCCUGCGAAACCAGAAGGAGCGCCCGAAAUGGUCCAGCCCAGCGGGGGCGUGCUCCCAUCCCAUGGAAAAGCACGUGAAACUCCAAGCACCCAAGCAAAGGACGAGUUCACCCAAGACGCGGCCUACAAAAUCUCGGGAAUGAGUCACAAGGCACUCUACAUUCCCCGCCUCGCCAUCACCUCUGCAUCUUCAUCCACCCAGAGAGCCGAUCUCCUGAUGCGCCGGAAGGCUGAGCAAGGGCACGUAGACGACAUUUCCGAUGCGUUGGAUUCUGAAGACUACAAAUUCUUCCACUCGGAGACAAAGCGUGAGAGGGAAGCUCGGCCUAACAGUCCAGUCCCUGUGCUCAAAAGACGUCGAACAAGCGACACAGUAAUGAAGGAGGCAGAGUCGAACGAAGGUUUCCAACCCGGUUCUCUCGACUUUUCGACCUUGGCCCUGCUAUCGCCACCAUCUUACGCAACACCCACCGGCACGAACAUGCUUGGCCGGGAGCUACGCAAACUGCAGAAAGUUCAAGAGUCCACACCACCAGCGAUCCUUGGCUGGUAUAUCGACUUUGAUCGCAUCUCCAAUUUAUAUCAGUGGAUAGUCGAGUUGCACUCGUUUGACGAAGCCUUGCCGCUAGCGCGAGACAUGCGCGAAGCUGAGUUGCAGAGCAUUGUGCUUGAGAUUCGUUUUGGUCGGGACUUCCCGCUUUCUCCACCCUUUGUCCGCAUCGUCCGACCACGCUUCCUCCCGUUCAUGGAAGGAGGUGGUGGCCAUGUCACUGCAGGAGGUGCGAUGUGCAUGGAAUUGCUGACCAACACGGGAUGGUCGCCAGUGAGCAGCAUCGAGAGUGUGCUGUUGCAAGUACGCAUGGCGAUCAGCAGCGUUGAACCAAAGCCUGCACGGCUUCGGAGCAGGAAGCGAGGGGAUAACGCGUCAGACUACGGCGUGGGAGAAGCGUUUGAUGCAUACCGACGUGCUGCAGCCGUCCAUGGAUGGAAUGUGCCAAAGGAUUUCAUUGAAGCAUUGACGGACAAUUGAUGCUAGACUGCACUUGCACCAGAGUCUGCAGCUCCGAAUAGGAGAAAGCCUAGUGGAUGCAGACCGAUUAAGAGGGCGUUUUCUUGCACGUGGCCGUUUGAGCCCAUGACUUUUGAGCACUUGAGGUCGUGCAAGCAGAUAGUAUCUGGUAGAGUGAGACUUUUGUCUGGUCAGGGUCUUGACGGGUUCGGCAUGAAUAAUGGAUGAAGAAAGUAGUGACAAAAAUAGAC